AUGGAUGAGGAUCUGGUGUUGGCACUACGGCUUCAGGAGGAGUGGAACUUGCAGGGGUCGGAGCGCGACCGGGCCCGGGCGCCUCUGUCGCUGGUGGACGCGUCCUGGGAGUUGGUGGACCCAACCCCGGAUUUGCAGGCCCUGUUUGUGCAGUUCAACGAUCGGUUCUUCUGGGGCCAGCUGGAGGCCGUCGAGGUGAAGUGGAGCAUGCGAAUGACCCUGUGUGCUGGGAUAUGCAGCUAUGAAGGGAGGGGUGGAAUGUGUUCCAUCCGUCUCAGUGAACCUCUUUUAAAGUUGAGACCAAGAAAGGAUCUCGUAGAGACCCUCUUGCAUGAAAUGAUACAUGCCUAUUUAUUUGUCACUAAUAAUGAUAAAGACCGGGAGGGGCACGGCCCAGAGUUUUGUAAACAUAUGCAUCGCAUCAAUCGCCUGACUGGAGCCAAUAUAACGGUGCACCACACUUUCCACGACGAGGUGGAUGAGUACCGGCGACACUGGUGGCGCUGCAGCGGCCCGUGCAGGGACAGGAAGCCCUACUAUGGCUACGUCAAGCGCGCCACCAACCGGGCGCCCUCCGCUCACGACUACUGGUGGGCCGAGCACCAGAAGACCUGCGGCGGCACUUACAUCAAAAUCAAGGAACCAGAGAACUACUCCGGGAAGGGCAAAGGAAAGACAAAACUGGGGAAGCUGCCAGCAGCCACCGAAAAUAAAGAGAAACCCAACAGAGGAGAGACCCAACUGUUAAUCCCUUUCAGCGGGAAAGGAUACAUUCUCGGAGAAACGAGCAAUUCGCCUUCAUCUGGGAAGUUUGUCACUCCGUAUGCUAUUAAUAAAACCCAAGAUCUUUUAAGUCAAGACCACUCAGCAAAAGCUCUCAGACCUAACUCUAAAAUUGAGGUGAAGUUGGAACAGAAUGGUUCGAGUAAAAAAACUCCUCUAGUGUCCCCUGUUCUCACUACCAGUCACCAAAAUGUCUUAAGCAACUACUUUCCUAGAGUCUCAGUUGCCAGCCAGAAGGCCUUCCGAAGUGUGAACGGAUCUCCAGUGAAAAGUCUAGCAGCUGGUGACAUCACUAAAAACUCAGUCUCUUCUGGUUCUCAGAGAAGGGUCACCUCUCCAAAGAGGUCCCUGAGAAAUUCUUUAAAGGCACCGGAAUCAACGUCUGUGACUGCACCCCAGGAGCUGAGUGGGCCUGAAGAGACCUUCCCAAGUAAACGACCCAGGCUAGAGGACAAGACCGUUCUUGACAAUUUUUUUAUCAAGAAAGAGCAAGUACAAAGUGGUGGAGGUGCUCCGAGGUGGAGUCCCCAUCCUACAGCUGCGACGCCGAACCCCAGCAGCUCAGCCAGAACGGUUGAUUGUCCCGUUUGUCAGAGUGAAGUUGUGGAGUCUCAGAUUAAUGAGCACUUGGACCUGUGCCUUGAAGGUGAUAGCAUCGAAGUCAAAAGCUGAAAAAGUCUUGGAAAAACAAACGGGUGUCACACACCACGGUAUUACCCCACGAAAGGGUGUCAGCCACUCAGGAAGUUCUGGUGAAUACUAAGAU
Molecule: messenger RNA, 1549 nt
Organism: Odobenus rosmarus divergens (Pacific walrus)
Lineage: Eukaryota; Metazoa; Chordata; Mammalia; Carnivora; Odobenidae
Gene: SPRTN
Product: SprT-like N-terminal domain
Exons: 5
Coding region: 1-1455 (484 amino acids)
Biological process (GO): DNA repair
Cellular component (GO): nucleus
Molecular function (GO): polyubiquitin modification-dependent protein binding; single-stranded DNA binding; metalloendopeptidase activity
Source: RefSeq, a predicted model, not a curated record